AUGCAGGUUCUUGCUAUCUCCGUCGUGGCCCUUGUUGCCGGUUUUCUAGUUCACGCGGUAGUUCAGGUACUUCACGACCCCCUUUGGUCCAUACGAGGUCCUUUCUUUGCUCGAUGGACUCGACUGUGGGAGCUGAUUGAGCCUGGCGUCCCCGUCUUCUCGUGGCCAGCCAUUAACCAUCUCCAUGGCUCCAUCGUGCGCAUCGCUCCAUGCACCUACAGUAUUGCUGACCCCAGUGUGAUUCGCCCUGUAUAUGGGGCGGGCUCAUCCUUCACGAAGGCUCCGUUCUACUAUGCCUUUGGGAACCCAGACCCACCGGUCUCUGAUCUGUUGGCCGACCUAGACAAUAAACGGCACGCCAUCAAGCGGAGGAAGGUCGCCUCCUUGUAUUCAAUAUCCGCGUUGGUGAAUUAUGAGACCGCUAUUGACACAGUCACAGAGCAGCUGUGCCAGAGAUUGAACCAAUUUGCAACCUCCGGUCACGCCUUUGAUUUUGUCAGUUGGAUGCAAUUCUACGCAUUCGAUGUCAUCGGAGAGAUCACGGUUGGCGAGACAUUCGGAUUCAUCCAGGCUGGUUCCGACUUCAACGGCAUUCUCCGCGCCAUCCACGACAGCAUGGUAUACGGCAGUCGCAUCGGCAUCAUUCCGGAGCUUCAUCCGAUCCUCGCGAAAAUCACCCAGGAACUUCGAAUCCCGAUCCCCUUCGACCUAGUAGGCAAAUACCUCAGGAAGCAUAUUGACACCCGUAAAACAGCCGGCGAUACAUCCCCCAGCCCUUCUGCGACGGAUUUCCUCUCCCUCCUCCUCGCCCAGCAAGCCCAAGGCAAGCUCAACAACACCGACGUCCUCAACUCGCUAGGCGCCAAUAUCGCCGCAGGCUCCGAUACCACAGCCAUCUCAUUGAGCUCCUUCUUGGACUACACCCUUCGCAGCCCCGAGACCUUCCGCCGACUCCGCGAUGAAGUGGAUGCCGCCAUGGCCGGCAAAGCACCCGGCGAGCCGAUCAGCUACACCGAGGCCCAGGAGAUGGUGUUCAUGCAGGCUUGCAUCAAGGAAGCUCUCCGCCUUCACCCGGUGACGGGGUAUCCGCUCUUGCGGGUCGUUCCAGAGGGAGGAGCCGUGUUGGCCGGGCAGUAUUUCCCGGGGGGUACGCAAGUGGGCAUCAACCCAUGGGUUUUGCAUCGAAAUGAGGACAUCUUUGGUUCGGAUCCGGCUUCCUUUCGACCGGAGCGAUGGCUAGGAGCCAAGGGUCAGGUGACGGUCAUGUCGAAUCAUUUGCUUACUUUUGGGUCUGGUGCUCGGACAUGCAUAGGGAAGAAUAUCAGCCUGCUGGAGAUGUCCAAGCUCAUUCCUCAGAUCAUCAGACGGUUUGAUGUGCAGUUGGAGCAUCCGGAGACGGAAUGGAGGACGAGUACAUCCUGGUUCGUCAAGCAGGAGUUCGCAUGUUCGGUGAGGCAGAGGGAGAGUCUAUCCCGGGAUGGAUACUGA
Aspergillus steynii IBT 23096 is the source of this 1488-nucleotide messenger RNA. RefSeq names its product cytochrome P450. The coding region runs from base 1 to 1488 and encodes 495 amino acids. Gene Ontology annotation, molecular function: iron ion binding; oxidoreductase activity, acting on paired donors, with incorporation or reduction of molecular oxygen; monooxygenase activity. The record is from RefSeq and is a predicted model, not a curated record. The transcript is spliced from 5 exons. NCBI's taxonomy places the organism in Eukaryota, Fungi, Ascomycota, Eurotiomycetes, Eurotiales, Aspergillaceae.